Histoplasma mississippiense is the source of this 1044-nucleotide messenger RNA. RefSeq lists its product with no specific name. Bases 1 to 1044 code for a protein of 347 amino acids. The record is from RefSeq and is a predicted model, not a curated record. The transcript has 2 exons. NCBI's taxonomy places the organism in Eukaryota, Fungi, Ascomycota, Eurotiomycetes, Onygenales, Ajellomycetaceae. Gene Ontology annotation, biological process: centrosome localization; vesicle transport along microtubule; chromosome segregation. Gene Ontology annotation, molecular function: microtubule binding. Gene Ontology annotation, cellular component: kinesin complex; kinetochore; centrosome.
AUGCCUCUGCCUGAUGAACCCCCAUCGUCACCACCAAGCGCUUCCACGUCCGCCCAGGAUAUCAUUUCCUAUUACAAAAAACAAUAUGAACAUCUCGAAGCUGAACUUGCGGACUUCCAGUCUUCCAGUAGGGAGCUGGAGGCUGAACUAGAGAAAGACAUUGAGGCUUCAGAGAGGAGGGAGCGGAAGUUGAAUGAAAAGCUAGAAAGUGCAGCAUAUGAAAUAGAGGAAUGGAAGGCGAAAUAUAAACAAGCCAAGACGGAAGCAAAUUCUGCGCAGAGUGCGCUUCAAAAGGAGAUUACGAGUCUACGGGAUGGAAAUCGAACUCUGCAACUGAAGCUCAGGGAUAUUGAGGUUGCAAAUGACGAUUUUGAGCGUCAAGCGCGCAACACAUCGUCGUCCUUGGAAGACCUGGAAUCAAAAUACAACGUGUCCAUAGAACGGGGCGUUCUGCUCGAGGAAGAGAUAAAACACGGAGAGCAAGAACGGGAAACCUUGCGUAUUGAAAAUCAGCGUCUCCGGGAUGAGUUGUCUGAUCUCAAAAUAGAAGCACACAUUAUCCAGGAGAAGCUUCGCAAAGCCGAACUUUUGCUUAAGCAGAAGAACAACCUUACUCUUAGCCCAGGUCUUCCGGUGCCCCAUACUCCCGAUAUUUCCGAACACUCCCCUGCUACCACAUCGUCGUCACCAACCAUUGCGACUCCACCUACGAAGUCCGUUUCAUCUGUUGCAUCUGAUAUUCAAACCCCGCCGUCACCGCCUUUCUCGGAGUCAUCAUAUCGUCUUGCGAAAGCAACCACAACUCCUUCUAUACCACGCCCUCGAGUCUCUAUUUCUGAAUCAGGCUCAAGGCCGCCAUAUCCGUCGUCCAAGACGAGACACUCUCGGGGACCAUCCAUACCCACCAGCAAUGGCAACUCAACUCCCUCCGUCACCUCUCGUCGCUCUAUUACACGGUCCUACCCGACCCAACAACCGCCUGGGUUGCCCAGGUCUGGUUCUCUGUAUCAAUCUGAUGCCUCAUCGGCAAAAUGCAAAACUUGA